AUGGUGCCUACAAUGCCCGGGCACUCUCAGCGCAGUCAGCAACAGCAACAGCGUAUCCAGCCACUGGUGGGUACACAAGGACCACACCAGUACAGCGCAACUCCAGUCGCAGCCACACGGAUUGCCUCUCAUCGGACAGGAGUAGAAGGGCUUCAUCGCGGUGCUCAAGUUCCCGCUGUGAAUGUGCAGGCCGCGCGAACGACGUCGCGCACUCAGCAAGAGCAGUGGCUCAUCAAUGCGCAUCCAGACCUUCAAGGAAAGGCCGUAACGAUCAUUCCAGCCAUUCCCGCGAAGCAAGGCACUAUCGGAUCUGCUGUCGAUCAGAAAGAUGAGAUGCUAGUACCACGCGAUGUGUGGCGCCUACGCUCCCUGCCUUCCUACAAGCGUUAUAUCGCAUACCGCCAAAUGGCAGAGCUAGGACGUCAGAUGAGCGAGUAUGACCAAACUAGCAAAGAAAAUCAGUCGCUAUGGAAGCGUAUCACAACCUUCGAAGCGAGCUUGAUUGAGGCCGAGGUGGAGUUUGCGAGUAGACUCAAGCAAGAUACAGCUGAAACCAGGGCGAGGUGGGACCGGAUCGUAGCGGCUCAGGCAGUUGGGACUCUAGUCGACCAGGAUAUGGUAGCUGCCUAUGACCAGUAUUGCGGCAUUGCAUCUGCGACGUCCCCGGUGGAUGUGGCAGACACGACUCAACUGCCCAUAUCUGAUCAAGUUCUAGCAGGGCAGAAUCCACUACCACAGCCCCAGACUUCUAUAUCUUCUGCGCCUACCGUUACUUCGUCAGUACCGAUGGAGCCCAUCAAACCAGACCAGAGGAAACAUCACCUGGACAAAGUCUCGGUCCCUCCAUACCCUGGCGAUAUCGAGGACUUUACGCCGCACGAAGUCACCGGAAUGUACAAAUGCAACCACCAAUGGUUAACCGGGGCCUGCUGCACAGAAGGAGUCACAAAGGAAAGAAAGAGAGCUUCAAUCUCGCGGGAGAAAUCGGCGUGGAAACGACAGGUGGAAAAGUUGGUCAAGAAGGGCGACUUGUAUAAGAGCCAUAUUACAUGGAAGACGGAACAGUCAACCAGUAAGGGGAAAGACCAGAAGAUGGAGACUGCGGAGAAAGGGCGAUUACGGAAUGAAAAGAAGGCGGAUGCCACCGCGAAGAAAGGAGCGAGAAAGGAACGGAGUAAAAAAUGGCGAGAGCAGCCACACGAUGAGGUCGAUGCAGGAGCUGCACCUGUACCUACCCUGGUACCGAAUCCGCUUGAACAGGGCCUCGCACCUACUUCUGAAGUUGAUUCUGAGCUUUCUCCAGACGAAGAGGCCGCUGCCAUUGAGUCCGCGCGCCAAGAAAAAAUCGCAAAAGACUUGAAGAAGUACAAGUGGGAUCUCAAGCGCUGUAAGCGUAUCGAGGAUGUGAAGAAGUGGCCAAAUUGGUCACGCUUCAAUGAAUAUUGGGCGGCAAAACAUCUUGAGGCUCAACAAUUGCAGCUGUCACUCGAACAGCAAACUCUAUUGAAAGGCUGGGAACCGUCUGCCAUUCCAGACAAGAACCCAGCGUUUGUCAAGAAAAACGCCGAAGAUACGGUACCCGUAGACGUGGGAGAGAGUGCUGAGGUCGAUGAUUCGAACUUAGAUGAAUUGUUCGAGGAUGCAGAAGAAGCGGUCGAGUAA
This is a messenger RNA of Alternaria metachromatica, 1662 nucleotides long. RefSeq lists its product as uncharacterized. Lineage: Eukaryota; Fungi; Ascomycota; Dothideomycetes; Pleosporales; Pleosporaceae. The record is from RefSeq and is a predicted model, not a curated record. Bases 1 to 1662 code for a protein of 553 amino acids. The transcript has a single exon.